GACGAAGAUAGGCGUGCGGAGUGAACUGAACACAGCUUCUAGAGAGGGAGAAUCGCAGACACCGAGGAACACAAGGCCGUUUCUGUUGACACCCUUGUGACGGGGGGCAUCUCAACGUCAAGACGGAAUGACCUGUUUUCACUGGAUUGUUUGAUGGGGCUUCUAAGGAUCAUGAUGCCGCCAAAGUUUCAGCUUCUGGCGCUUUUGGCAUUCGCAGUGGCCAUGUUCUUCUUGGAGAACCAAAUCCAGAAGCUGGAGGAGUCUCGGGUGAAGCUAGAGCGGGCCAUCGCCAGGCACGAGGUGCAUGAGAUCGAGGAGAGGCACACGCAGGAAGGCCUGCGGGAGCGGGAGGCCCCCUCGGCGGCCGGCAGUGAGGACGUGGUGGUCAUCUACAACCGCGUGCCCAAGACGGCCAGCACCUCCUUCACCAACAUCGCCUACGACCUGUGUGGCAAGAACCGUUACCACGUGCUGCACAUCAACACCACCAAGAACAACCCGGUCAUGUCCAUGCAGGACCAGGUGCGGUUUGUGAAGAACGUGACAGAGUGGGGGGAGAUGAAGCCGGCGUUCUACCACGGCCACGUCUCCUUCCUGGACUUUACAAAGUUUGGAGUAAAGAAGAAGCCCGUCUACAUCAAUGUGAUCCGCGACCCCAUCGAGCGCCUGGUGUCCUACUACUACUUCCUGCGUUUUGGGGACGACUACCGGCCCGGCCUGCGGCGCCGGAAACAGGGAGAUAAGAAGACCUUUGAUGAGUGCGUGUCGGCGGGUGGCUCCGACUGCGCCCCGGAAAAGCUGUGGCUGCAGAUCCCCUUUUUCUGUGGUCACUACUCCGAAUGCUGGAACGUGGGCAGCCACUGGGCCUUGGAGCAGGCCAAGUAUAACCUGGUCAAUGAGUACCUGCUGGUAGGGGUGACUGAGGAGCUGGAGGACUUUGUGAUGAUGCUCGAGGCGGCGCUGCCGCGCUUCUUCAGGGGCGCCACUGAGCUCUACAAAACGGGGAAGAAAUCCCACCUGAGGAAGACAAGUGAAAAGAAGCCGCCCACCAAGGAAUCCAGCGCCAAGCUGCAGCAAUCCGCCAUCUGGAAGAUGGAAAAUGAGUUUUACGAGUUUGCCCUGGAGCAGUUCCAGUUUGUCCGGGCUCACGCAGUCCGGGAGAAGGACGGGGAACUCUACCUGCUGGCUCAGAACUUCUUCUACGAGAAGAUCUACCCCAAAAACUAACUAGCGCACAUGAAAGAUGGACCACUCCUCUAGGCUUCAUGCUGUAGUCACACACACUGGGGAGAGGACAGAGGAGAGGAGGAAAAAACCUAAGAUCAUCAGUGGAUCUGUGGAACUGUCUGUGUUAGACGUUGUUAGCAGUUUCUGAAUGUCGCCCCCUUCACUGACUCCUCCGCCUCCAUAGUAGCCGACAGAACCAGGAAGCUGCCUCUUCCUGGUGCAAGAGUGCCAAUAGGGCAUGUUCCCACCAGCAUCUAAGUUCCAGGACUACCUUUCUCCUUCCAGGUGAAAGUUCACGGGAGUGAUUUGCUUGACAGACACAUGGCAGGAGAUGAGUCUACUUGGCAGCUGGCCAUGUCCGUUUACUUCUGGUCACAUGAUUUAUAUUUUCCGUCCAGGGAGCAGGUUUUUAUUGGCUUGUUCUGUUUGUUUGCAUUUUAUUUGUAUUUUCAUUCUACUCUACUGUCAUCGUCUAUGGGAACAUUGUCGUCCCACUUUUUAUGUGUUCAAAUGAUGUAACCGUCUAAAAUUAAAAGUCGACUACAAUGUUAUCUUGGAGUUUAUCUAUAUGAAUUGAAGACGUUUUUACAAAUUCUCAAUUCUGUGGCCUCCAUAGACUUGGGUGACUGAUACACCCUGUUCACGACUGUGGUACUACUAUUCAGUGUUUUAUACUGUACUUAUUUACUUGUUUUCAGACUCUUUGACCCAGUUGGAUUAUUGCUAGGUGGAAUGUGAAGUGUUUACACAUGAUGUAAUUAAACUAUGGAAGAAGACAAUUCAGCUGCUGUACAUAUUACUCAUUUCAAUACAUCUAGCUCAAACGGUUAUUUUAUUUUAAGAGGACUUCAGAUUUGGUUAAUGAGUGAGCCAAUUGUAAAUUUUUCUCUCAGCUUUUGUUAUUUUCUCUAGAUUGGCAAGAGACCAUUUAAUUUGAGUGCUUUUAUUGUCAAUAUAUCAUAUGUUUUCUAUCAUUGGGCCACUAUUGAACCCAAAGUGCCCCCAAAUCCAUUGUUUUGCUGCUGUAAACUCAUUAACUUGUUGCAUUUCUCCAAACAAAGGGUGACGUUGACAAUUUUUUAUAUAUGACUUUUAAAACAUUUUUAUCCCAGAUUAUUAUCAUUUCUUUAUAUUCCCCUUAGGAUCAUAAAUUGCAAUCCAUUUUCAUUUAUGUUUCUAUGGUUAUCAUGUAAGACUAACUUUACCUAACCCAUGCGUGCACUGCUAACUGCUGGUGCUGCUAAUGCCAGUUCCUGUUCUUCUAUUGAUGGCCUACUAACACAGACACUGAUCAGAUCAUCUCUGUAACUCAGCCCAGCCACAGUGACUGCAGUGCCGGAGCACUAGAACAGCCCUUAAUUAAUCAAGCCUUAGCCCAGACUUUGAGACAGUGCAAAAAAUAAACGUUUUUUUUUUUUCUUCCCACAGUGGAUUAUAAAAGAAGGGUUGAAUCUCCUGAGGUAAAUUGUGAUGCUGGGAUGGUUGGCAGGCAGUACAAACUAAACAUGUCUUGUGUUCUCAUGUUAUUAAAGGGGCACUUCACCAUGUGACAUCA
This is a messenger RNA of Oncorhynchus kisutch (coho salmon), 2782 nucleotides long. Its product is annotated as heparan sulfate 2-O-sulfotransferase 1-like. The transcript is spliced from 8 exons. The record is from RefSeq and is a predicted model, not a curated record. Gene Ontology annotation, molecular function: heparan sulfate 2-sulfotransferase activity. The coding region runs from base 154 to 1227 and encodes 357 amino acids. Gene Ontology annotation, cellular component: membrane. NCBI's taxonomy places the organism in Eukaryota, Metazoa, Chordata, Actinopteri, Salmoniformes, Salmonidae.